AUGGCCAAAAUUAAGGCUCGGGACCUUCGCGGCAAGAAGAAGGAGGAGCUGCUCAAACAGCUGGACGACUUGAAGGUGGAGCUGUCCCAGCUGCGCGUGGCCAAAGUGACAGGCGGCGCCGCUUCCAAGCUUUCUAAGAUCCGAGUUGUUCGCAAGUCUAUCGCCCGUGUUCUUACCGUCAUCAACCAGACUCAGAAAGAGAACCUCAGGAAAUUCUACAAGGGCAAGAAGUACAAGCCCCUGGACCUGCGCCCCAAGAAAACCCGCGCCAUGCGCCGCCGGCUCAACAAGCACGAGGAGAACCUCAAGACCAAGAAGCAGCAGCGGAAGGAGCGGCUGUACCCCCUCCGGAAGUACGCGGUCAAGGCCUGA
This is a messenger RNA of Pipistrellus nathusii (Nathusius's pipistrelle), 372 nucleotides long. The record is from the annotation of a GenBank genome assembly. Lineage: Eukaryota; Metazoa; Chordata; Mammalia; Chiroptera; Vespertilionidae.